Racocetra fulgida is the source of this 155-nucleotide messenger RNA. NCBI's taxonomy places the organism in Eukaryota, Fungi, Glomeromycota, Glomeromycetes, Diversisporales, Gigasporaceae. The record is from the annotation of a GenBank genome assembly.
AUGCAUCGAGAUUUACAACCUGGCAAUAUUUUGCUAAAAGAACGAUAUGAAGCUUAUAUUAAUUUAGAUUCAUCAACAUCACUUGAUGAAAAACAAAAUAGUCAUGUUUAUGGAGUUUUGCCAUAUUUAGCACCUGAGGUCUUGAAAGGUGAACA